UCCAGCUGUCAAGAGAGCGUCAGCUUAUUAGGCAAAUGCUGCGUGGUUUCUGAAGAGGGUCGACACUAUAAAAUCCCCUUCCAGGCUCUGGUGUGGAGAAACUCAGAGCCCACGUCCGUGGAGAGACAGAACAGGAAGAGAAGAGGAAAAGAACAGAGUGGGAAGAGAAAGGAGAAGGGAAGAGAAUCCCUGAAAAAAAAGCCCCAGAGACUUUCUCUGCAGAGAAGCGCUGCUCCUCGCUCACCUGCAGAAGCACCUCGGAAGCGCCCCCUAACAUGCGACUGCCGCUGCUCGUGUCCGUGGGCGUCCUGCUGGUGGCUCUGCUGCCCUCCCCGCCAUGCAGGGCCCUCCUCAGCCGGGGGCCCAUCCCGGGUGCCCGGCAGGCAUCGCAGCACCCCCAGCCCCUGAGUUUCUUCCAGCCGCUGCCGCAGCCCCAGGAACCCCAGGCUCUUCCCACCCUACUCCGCGUUGGGGAGGAAUACUUCCUCCGCUUGGGUAACCUCGAUGAGACCCGGGCUGCUCCCCUCUCUCCCGCCGCCUCGCCUCUCGCCAGCAGAAGCAGCAGUCGCCUUUCUCCGGACAAGGUGGCCGCCAACUUUUUCCGAGCGCUGCUGCAGCCCCGGCGCCCACUCGACAGCCCAGCGGGUCCCGCGGAACGCGGCACGGAGAACGCCCUCGGCAGCCGCCAGGAGGCGCCAGCCGCCAGGAAGAGGCGAUCCCAGGAACCUCCCAUUUCCCUGGAUCUCACCUUCCACCUCCUCCGAGAAGUCUUGGAAAUGACCAAGGCCGAUCAGUUAGCGCAGCAAGCUCAUAGCAAUAGGAAACUGUUGGACAUUGCUGGGAAAUGAAACGGUGCGUUUGGCUAAAAAUAUUCUGUAUUUAGCAAAAAAGUGAAUUUAAAAAUCUAAAAAUUAAAAAAUAAAAAUACAGUAUUCUAUACC
Messenger RNA from Capra hircus (goat), 941 nucleotides. RefSeq names its product corticotropin releasing hormone (gene CRH). The record is from RefSeq and is a predicted model, not a curated record. Gene Ontology annotation, molecular function: corticotropin-releasing hormone activity. The transcript has 2 exons. NCBI's taxonomy places the organism in Eukaryota, Metazoa, Chordata, Mammalia, Artiodactyla, Bovidae. Gene Ontology annotation, cellular component: extracellular region. Gene Ontology annotation, biological process: positive regulation of cortisol secretion; negative regulation of glucagon secretion; negative regulation of epinephrine secretion. The coding region runs from base 276 to 848 and encodes 190 amino acids.